GGAGAUCGUGUUCCCCAGUUGGCUUAAGCAGCAUCUCACAGAGCCACUGAGACAGACGCAUUUGGUCCAGCAGCUCUCAACCCCAGCUGCAGAUGAGAAUCACAGGGGAGCUUCAAAAACUACUCGGGCCCCACCCCCAGCAUCAGUUCGGUUGGUCUGGUGUGAAGCUGGGCCAUCAUUUUUUUUUUAAACUCUGCAGGUGAUUCUCAUGUGCAGCCAGGGUAGAAAGCCCCUGACUUAGUUCACGGUCUGGCUGCAUGUGAUUGGGACCACCAGGAGGAUGGAAUCAGGGUCUAGGUUGGCUUUCCUCUUUUUAGAAUGAGCGCAUGUCUGCAAGGUCCUCACUGUGAUCCGGGGACACAUCACUGUCUUUCCAUGUGGAGCUACGAAGUCCCCUGUUUGCUCUAGCUCCUCUAGAGUUGUCGCAUGGAGAGAUGAGAGUGAGUAACAGUAGGUGAGCUGCAUGGAGUGUGUGCUCUGGAAGCACCUACCUGUCAUAAUUCACUUAGUUUUCACAAUAGCCCUAUGAAGUAGGUGCUUUUUUCAUACUUGGUUUACAGAUGAGGAAAUUUGAGGCAUGGCAAAGUUAAUGAACUUGUCUCAGAUCACCCAGCUAGUAAGUAUCAGAGAUAGGAUACAAACUCUGGGGAUACAAAACCCAGGUAGGGCCUAUGAUCUCAUCUCCCACUCUACAUUGUCUGGACAUGGGGCAGGCCUGGGGGAAAGGACACAGCCCUGCAGAAAUCCAUACUUGUCCUUCAGAGUUCUAUUGGUGACAUUAAGCUCCCUAUUUUUAGAUUUCAGGUGAUUCAGGCUCUGGGCCAGUUUGACCUGCAAGUUGUCCCUGUGCCCCUCUAUGGAAUGGGAUGACUAAGGGCAGAGAUCCUGAUCAGGUGGUGAGAGCAGGAGAGGCCACAUGCCCAUGGGAUCUGAACAGAAUGACCCAACUAAUCUCCUGGGCAGUGAGCCUUGGCUUCAGGCCACCCGGGGGUGGGGGUGGGGGUGGGGUUCUUUCACCCUGCACAGCCCUUCUGCUGAUGGCUGCCUGAGUAACAGGGAACUUGCAGGCCAUGGGACAGUGCUCUCAACUUCUUGUGACAUGGAAGUUAGUGGGGUCAUGGCCAUACUUAGUAUCCCAGUUGCAGGCCGCAAGGUGAACCCACACCUGCCUGACUGCCAUGGGGCAUUCUUCCUACCAGCAGUUUCCAGGAAAUGGGCUUGGCUCUGUUUAUCCAGCAAAAGAAAUCCAAUCCCCUCCAAGGAUGUUCUCCUGCUCAGUCAGUUCAUCCGGCCGCAUGGGGGCAUGCUGCCCCGAAGGGUCACAGGCCUGUGCCUUGAAGAGCACCGCAAGAUUGAGGAGUGUGUGAAGAUGGCCCACCGAGCAGGUAGAAGGCCCCUCGGGACUAAGAGGAGCAGAGGGCUGUGGGCACCUUUCCCACCCUCCAGCUGCCGUAUGUCCCAGCCCCUCCCGGAAGAGAAAUGGGUCUGCUCCCAAAUCACAGGCCUAAGCUCCCUGAAGGAUUCAUUCCAAAGAGCAGACCCCGACUCAACAGGUACCUGACCCGCUGGUCUCCCCGCUCCGUCAAGCCCAUCUACAACAAAGGCCACCGCUGGAACAGGGUGC
Molecule: messenger RNA, 1624 nt
Organism: Vicugna pacos (alpaca)
Lineage: Eukaryota; Metazoa; Chordata; Mammalia; Artiodactyla; Camelidae
Source: RefSeq, a predicted model, not a curated record